Aureobasidium uvarum is the source of this 1788-nucleotide messenger RNA. The record is from the annotation of a GenBank genome assembly. NCBI's taxonomy places the organism in Eukaryota, Fungi, Ascomycota, Dothideomycetes, Dothideales, Saccotheciaceae.
AUGGUCAGAAUGAGGAUCCCACCAGCAUGGGAGAGUGCACCCGACAUCUUGAGAACGGAUAUGCCUCAACAAGAUCCACAAGCACGCCCACAAUCGAGAGCGAACCCUCCAUCCAGAUUCAACGAGCGUCGUCGAAACAGAAGACCCGUAUCCAGGCGUGGCACGCAUCCAGAGCAACAAGAGAGCCAAUGGAUCCAUCAUGAAGUCGGACCAUCCCAGCCCAGUCCUACCAGAAUUGGUAUGCCAGAUCCUCCAUACCCAGUCACCCCUCCACCCCUCGAGCGGCCUCAGAGAGGUUUGCCUCAACUUGGCUACAGAGCACCAACACCCCUACCACCUGUGUUGCCUCCAAUUGAAUCAGCUCCGGCUCAGAAGCUGGACAACAAGCCGCCUCGUUUGUCGCAGCGUCAAAGACAAUGUGUACGCCAGCUGGACGCCUCUUUACCAACUCUCAGCCUCUCAGCUCUGGCAUCAGGCUCGAUACUGCUGGUUUCUGCCAUCUUGUUCGUUCGCAGCGUGAUGGCCGGCACUCCUCAUGCAGUUGCUGGAAGAUCGGCGUUGAUAGUCUUCUUCGCUCUUUCGGUGGCCGCUUUCACCAUCUCUUUUAGUUUGAUUCUGGGCGUGCUAUGUCGAAGAGCCCGAGCUACCAAGGGUGCUGUUGCUCGAGCCCAAGCAAGACAAGAAAUUGAGUUGAUGGAACCGAGAUCGCGUGUAAGCGAAGGCAGACUGCCCAUGUACAACACGGGUAGACGCAACGCAAUCUGUGAGAUUCCAAACGAGCUAGGAGUUGUCGUUGGUGUACCAGGGUAUACUGCACCACAGGACCAAGGUAGAGUCAUCAACCGUCGGCUUGCACCGCCUAUUGGAGCUCCUUCGAGACAUCUGUCAGAAGUGCCGUUUUCGCGACCUCCAACACCACAUCCGAGGCCACCAUUGUCGCCGCUCUUCCCUCCUGUGGCCAGCACACCUCCACCACCUAUACCUGAACGUAACCCUGCUCGUCUGCUGGUGGAUGUCAAGAAAAUAGGUGAAGAUACCAACGCAGAUGCUUCGAGCACGACCGCACAGCCCAGUCCUGAGUCUGGCAUCUCCCCAAAGACUGUUCCACCAAAGCCUAUCCCACAAAACAAUCACAACGGUACCGUUUCUGGCCGCUCAACUCAGAUGUUCAAUCAGCACAUGCUUACAGCAGGCACUUGGGAAUUGCAAGCCUAUCUCGAUGCGCCUUCAAACUCCAGCUUGAAUACUCUUGCAGCACACCAGCAUAGCGAAAGAGAUUCGUCUUCCACCGAAGCCAUCAUGAGCAAUGACCGCAGUGUAUACAGCGAAGCCAAUGACCAGAUCGAGGACGAAGAGGAGAGCUACAUUGGUGAAGCAUCAGUGCUAAGUAUACGCAGGGUGGGCAAGGCACGAGAGUGCUACAUUCCAGCCCCGAAGAGCAUCGCAUCUGCGCCCAAGUCUCCCGACACGAAGAAGCAGCGACGCUCGAAUCUCAAGGUGUUUACGGACACUCCAAGACCAGACGGUAAGAGCUUUGAGGUUUACAAGCAUCGAAGCAUGAUGGAGUCAUUGCCAAGUGCACCUCUUCUGCUAUCUGCGCAGAGAAACAGAGACAAUCAACUCGCAGUCAAAAGACCGCACAGCUUGAGUCCGAAAAAGCUGACAGGAUCUGUUGCCAAGCCAAAGGCUGUGGGAUUGGGUAUCUCCAUCGGUAAGGACCAGAAUAAGGAGAAUGUGGACCCUGGUCAGGCUGAAGUGGAAACGUGGAGUGCUUUAGGUGGUGUCUGA